Hydatigera taeniaeformis is the source of this 261-nucleotide messenger RNA. The record is from the annotation of a GenBank genome assembly. NCBI's taxonomy places the organism in Eukaryota, Metazoa, Platyhelminthes, Cestoda, Cyclophyllidea, Taeniidae.
AUGGCAAGUGAACCUCUUGAAAGUUCCAACAACAUGCCCCACCUUGGCACUGCGGAUCAGAGUUCGAGAAUGAACAGUUUCGGCGGGUCCGGUAUCGACGAUUUCAUCAGCCCAGAUUUCGAGUUUGAUCAAUUUGAAACUGAACUUGCUGCAACGAAAGUGCCGGACGAUGCUGAUAGUUCAGAUGCUGUGGACAGGAUUUCUCCGGAGCAGUAUGUUGAGGAGGAUUUUGAGGCUGAAUUGGGUUGCACAGCAGCUCAG